CCUCUCCCUUUCGUUUCUUUUUCUGUCAUUGGUAUUUCUGUCUUCUCCCAUUGGCCUCCUUUCUCCUCAAGUCGCCUGAUCUCUUCUUCUUCUGAUACUCCGCGCGGUUCGUUCGGUGACCCAACCUUUCCCUCAUUUUUCUUAUUCAUCUUACCUCAAGACUAACGACACGCCCAAAGCCCGAAACACACCACCAUCUAUUUUCUCGAUCAAUCCGCCUCCCGGGACGACACUAAGACUAUGGCACAUAGGGUAGACCAAGAGUAUGACUACCUGUUCAAGAUCGUUUUGAUCGGCGACUCUGGUGUGGGCAAAUCCAACAUUCUUUCCAGGUUUACUCGGAAUGAAUUUUGCUUGGACUCCAAAUCUACAAUCGGGGUUGAGUUCGCCACCCGCACUCUUCAGGUGGAAGGAAAGACUGUCAAGGCACAAAUCUGGGAUACAGCGGGUCAGGAGCGGUACCGUGCCAUCACCAGUGCUUAUUAUAGAGGGGCUGUUGGUGCACUCCUCGUAUAUGACAUAACCAAGAGGCAAACAUUCGAUAAUGUUCAAAGGUGGCUCCGUGAAUUGAGGGACCAUGCAGAUUCUAAUAUAGUAAUCAUGAUGGCCGGAAACAAAUCCGAUUUAAACAACCUUAGAGCUGUUUCAGAGGAUGAUGGUCAAGCAUUGGCAGAGAAGGAAGGUCUUUCAUUUCUCGAGACAUCUGCUCUGGACGCAACCAACGUCGAAAAGGCAUUCCAAACCAUUUUGACAGAGAUCUAUCAUAUUGUGAGCAAAAAAGCACUGGCGGCUCAGGAAGCGGCGGCGAGUACCACCCUUCCUGGACAAGGAACUACGAUCAAUGUUGCAGAUGCGUCGGGGGCUACCAAAAGAAGUUGCUGUUCCACCUAAUGCACUAUUUGAGGACUGAAAGAAGUUGCUAGUAGAUAUUUUUCCCCCCUCCGGUUCAAUUCUAUUUUCACAUCUUUCUCGUUUAUUUUUCCUUCUAAAUAGGCGAGAAACAUGAGUACAUUUAUUACUAUAUUGAGUUGCCUUGAGGAAGUCAGUGAUUUUCCCCCUCUUAAACGUUAGUGUUGCUAGUUUCUUUGGAUGUUUACUUCGAGGUUAAGCUAGUUUCCCAUGUAUUCAUAGGAAAUGGGAGCCAACUGAUAUAAAUGAUAUAGUGUGGUCAAUGGGAAUCGCGACAAUGUUAGAUUGUAUUUGCUUCUUGGGUUUGGUUGAGUUAUUUGCCAUGGUAUUUCUGCUUU
Molecule: messenger RNA, 1247 nt
Organism: Neltuma alba
Lineage: Eukaryota; Viridiplantae; Streptophyta; Magnoliopsida; Fabales; Fabaceae
Product: ras-related protein Rab11C
Exons: 3
Coding region: 241-891 (216 amino acids)
Molecular function (GO): GTP binding; GTPase activity
Source: RefSeq, a predicted model, not a curated record